UUUUUAUGAAUGCAGCUAUACCUAUUGCAGCUGUUCUUGCGACUUUUGUGACCUACACAUAUGCCGAAGAUACACAGCUGACUACAGCUCAGGCUUUUGCGUCUCUCUCCCUGUUCCACAUCCUCGUUACACCCUUGUUCCUGUUGUCCACCGUUGUUAGAUUUGCUGUCAAGGCCAUCAUAAGUGUGCAGAAAUUAAAUGAAUUUCUCCUAAGUGAUGAGAUUGGAGAUGAUAGUUGGAGAAAUGGAGAGAGCCCAUUGGCAUACGAAUCGUGUAAGAAGCACACAGGACUACAUCCCAAAGCCAUAAAUCGGAAACAGCCCUUGAGACACCAGCUGGAUGGCUAUGAUCAACCACAAAGGAUAUCCACUCAACACCUAACCAUGGAUGAAUGUGCUAUCAAGAUAACCAACGGAUACUUUUCCUGGGGAAGUGGCCUGGCCACAUUAUCCGAUAUUGAUAUCAAAAUCCCAACAGGCCAGAUGACCAUGAUCGUAGGACAAGUUGGCUGUGGCAAAUCUUCUCUCCUUCUUGCUAUCCUGGGUGAGAUGCAAACCUUGGAAGGGAAGGUUCAUUGGAACCGCAUAAAUGAAACUGAGUCUUCUGUUGAAGCAAACUGGAGGAAUCGGUUUUCAGUGGCUUACGCAGCCCAGAAGCCCUGGCUCUUGAAUGCAACGGUGGAAGAAAACAUCACCUUUGGGAGUUCUUUUAAUAAACAGAGGUAA
Messenger RNA from Notechis scutatus (mainland tiger snake), 725 nucleotides. The record is from RefSeq and is a predicted model, not a curated record. Lineage: Eukaryota; Metazoa; Chordata; Lepidosauria; Squamata; Elapidae.